UCAUCUGCGUAUGGACACGCCCACCGCCGCUCUCAGUGAGCGCCUUCAUUGAACUCGCGAGGACGCAGACGCUGUGCGUGCUUUCGGAUGUACACUCGCACAUAUGACAGGAUACAAGCUCGAAGGAAGAAAAUAUGCCAGUCUCCGUCAUCUUUCAUGCGAUUUAUACACCGCUCUGCUGAUUUUAGCAGUAUUGUAGAGGAGAGCCGAGAUGUCUGGCUGCGUAACGCUGAUUGACGGACCGGACCGGUGGCGCGCGUGUUAACGCACAACGGUGUUUUCAGCUCGUGCGUAAACUUUGCAAGAACUUUGCGCAUCGCUUCCCAUUUUGACGGGCGAGGUGAAACAGCAACACAAAGCAUGGCGACACAAAACGACUGCUGUGUCAAGGUCUCUUUAAGGAUCCGGCCGCAGAUGGCAAAGGAAAAGAUUGAGGGAUGUCACAUCUGCACCUGUGUUACUCCCGGGGAGCCCCAGGUGCUCUUGGGUAAAGACAAGGCCUUUACGUACGACUUUGUGUUUGACUUGGACGCUCAGCAGCAUCAGAUCUACAGCGCCUGUGUUCACAAGCUGAUCGAAGGCUGCCUCGAGGGAUACAACGCAACCGUCUUCGCUUAUGGACAAACCGGUUCAGGAAAGACUUACACCAUGGGCACUGGCUUUGAUGUAACCAUCUCGGAGGAAGAGCAGGGCAUCAUCCCGCGGGCCGUGCGGCAUCUCUUCCAGGGCAUCCAGAAACGCAGACUAGAUGCACAGAGCGCCGGCAUGCCCCAGCCAGAAUUCAAAGUCAGCGCCCAGUUCCUAGAGCUUUAUAACGAGGAGAUCCUGGACCUGUUCGACAGCACACGUGAACCUGAGGCUCGAGGCCGGAAAUCCAACAUUAAGAUCCAUGAGGAUGGGAGCGGAGGCAUCUACACCUCCGGAGUGACCUCACGGCUGGUCAGCUCAGAGGAGGAGCUGCUGCAGUGUCUGAAGCUGGGUGCUCUUUCCCGCACCACCGCCAGCACGCAGAUGAACGCCCAGAGCUCCCGCUCUCAUGCCAUCUUCACCAUCCACCUCUGCCAGAUGAGAGUCUGCCCGCAACCACAGGUGAACGGAGAGAUGAACGGUGUGUCUGAUGGCUCCAUCUCUCAGCCCGAGUAUGAGACGCUCACUGCUAAGUUUCACUUUGUGGACUUGGCUGGAUCAGAGCGGCUCAAGCGCACAGGAGCCACAGGAGAGAGAGCGAGAGAGGGCAUCUCUAUCAACUGUGGCCUGCUGGCCCUGGGUAAUGUGAUCAGUGCAUUGGGAGAUCAGAGUAAGAAGGCAGGCCAUGUGCCUUACAGAGACUCCAAACUCACACGCCUGCUGCAGGACUCGCUGGGAGGAAACAGUCGGACCGUGAUGAUUGCCUGCGUGAGCCCCUCUGACCGUGACUUCAUGGAGACCCUGAACACACUGAAGUACGCCAAUCGGGCUCGCAACAUCAAGAACAAAGUGAUGGUGAACCAGGACAAAACUAGCCAGCAGAUCAGCGCCUUACGAGCAGAGAUCGCACGCCUGCAGAUGGAGAUCAUGGAGUACAAAGCGGGAAAACGAGUGGCCUGCGAAGAUGGAUCCGACGGUUUUAGCGAUCUGUUUCAAGAGAACUCCAUGCUCCAAAAAGAGAAUGACACUCUACGUAUGCGGGUCAAAGCCAUGCAGGAAACCAUCGACCACCUCAACACUCGAGUCACCCAGCUGCUCACCAAUGGAGUCAACCUGCUGCUCACUAAGACUGGUGAAACGAACGAGGAGAUUGGCAAUCUAAUCCAGAACUACAUUCGAGAAAUCGAAGAGCUGAGGUCUAAGCUGCUGGAGAGUGAGGCCAUGAACGAGUCUCUGAGGCGCAGUUUGUCUCGCCUCUCCGCCCGCUCUCCAUACCCGGCCUCUCACCCAUCUACUCCAGCACUCCCUCUUGGCUCCUCCCCCUCUGUUUCCAUGGAUGCAGAGAUGACAGAUGUGAUUCGUCAAGCCAAAUUAGAUGUGGAGAGGCUGAAGAAGAAAGAGAGAAAUCAGAGGAGGAAGAGUCCUGAGAAAGAAAAAGGUUUGAAGAAGAGGGCCAAGCUGUAUCCUCAGGAAAAUGGAGAAAAGGGCGAGAAUGGGCUGAGCAGAGAAAACGAAGAGAGACGAGAAAAUGGAGAUGGAGACUCUGAUAAUGAACCUGAAGAGGAUGGCAUGUAUCCUCUUCAGGAGGAUGAUCACGGGGAGAGCGGCUGUGAGGAGGAGGAGGAGGAAGAGGAGACCAGGGAUGAGGAAGAGUUCGACAGCGACGAGAGCCUGGUGGAUUCCGACUCUGACUCAGAUGAGAAAGUCAGUUUACAGGCCGAUCUUGCGGACCUGACGUGUGAGAUCGAGAUCAAGCAAAGACUCAUCGAUGAGCUGGAGAACAGCCAGCGGCGGCUCCUGACGCUGAAGAGCCAGUAUGAGGAGAAACUGAUUCUGCUCCAGAACAAGAUCAGAGACACACAGCUGGAGAGAGACCGCGUGCUGCACAACCUCAUGUCCAUGGAGAACUACACUGAAGAGAAAGCCUGUAAGAUCAAGUCAGAUUAUGAGAAGCGUCUGAAGGAGAUGAAUCGAGACCUGCUGAAGCUGCAGGCUGCUCAGAAGGAGCACGCGCGUCUGCUGAAGAACCAGAGCCGCUACGAGAGAGAGCUCAAGAAACUGCAGUCUGAGGUGGCCGAGAUGAAGAAAGCAAAGGUGGCACUGAUGAAGCAGAUGAAGGAGGAGCAGCAGCGGAGGAGGAUGAUCGAUGCGAAGAGGAACCGAGAAAUCGCACAACUGAAGAAAGAGCAGCGACGACAAGAGUAUCAGAUCCGAGCUUUGGAGUCCCAGAAGCGUCAGCAGGAGAUGGUGUUGCGGAGGAAGACGCAGGAAGUGACGGCGCUGAGGCGGCUGGCCAAGCCCAUGUCGGAGCGUGUGGCCGGACGCGUGGCCCGCAGACUCACCAGUGUGGACUCCGGAGCAGAGCUGUCCACCAACACCACAACAACCUCCUCCGAACAAGAAACCACUCGCUCGGUGUCCAGCAUCAUACGCCAGUGGAAUACCAAAAUGAAUGGAUUCCUGGGAGAGAAUGAGAGUCAUGGGACUGGAGGAAACCUGGCCAGUAAUAGAAAAAAGUUCCAGCGAAAGAGUACGAGCACAAGUUUUUCAAAGACAGCCCGUCAGAAGUGGCAGUCUCUGGAGAGAAGGAUCAUGGAUAUUGUGAUGCAGAGAAUGACCAUCACUAAUAUGGAAGCUGAUAUGGAUCGCCUCAUUAAGAAACGUGAGGAGCUGUCCAUGCAGCAGGAGGCGCUGUUGCGCAAGAGAGAAAAGUUACUGAACGAGGGCUUCAGAGAGGAUGAGGAGGAGAGGCUCCUUCAGGAGAUGAACGAGGAGAUAGAGGUUCUCAAUGCCAACAUCGACUACAUCAGUGACAGUCUGUCAGACUGCCAGGCCACCAUCGUUCAGAUCGAGGAGACCAAGGACGAGCUGGACUCAGUGGACACCUCAGUGGUCAUCAGUUCCUGCUCGCUGGCCGAAGCUCGUGCUCUCCUGGACAACUUCCUCAAAGCCUCUAUUGACAAGGGGUUACAAGUUGCUCAAAAAGAGGCUCAAAUUCGCCUACUGGAGGGUCAGCUGCGGCAGACAGAUGUGAUUGGCUCUUCCCAAAAUCACAUGAUCCUGGAUGCUUUAAGGGAAAAGGCAGAGUGUAUCCCUGAGCUGCAAGCUCUAAUCCACAAUGUCCAGCAAGAGAAUGGCUAUGCGAGCACAGAUGAGGAUGCGUCUGAGUUCAGUCAGGCGUCAGAGGGCGGUUUUUCCCAGAUGAAGUUGUCUGCAAGUCAAGAUGACUUUAAGAUGAAGGUUGAGCCUCGGCUAUCUGCACAAAUGAAGGCGGUGUCAGCUGAGUAUUUGGGCCCGAUUCUGGACCUCUCCUCCAAGAGCAUCACUAAGUCCCUGGCUUCUCUGUCGGAGAUCCAUGAAAACGGCCUGGUCCUUAAAGAGGCUUAUUCCAGAGAGCUGGUGUCUCGAACCAUCAGCCUGCCUAUCAGAGGACACACUUUUUCUCUGACAUCGGCUAAUGGUCGUAAGGCGUACAGCCCAAGGCAGUCCAGAGGAUCUGACACAUCUCCCUUAACAAGGAGGCAGUCAUACGACCGAGGCCAGCCAUAUAGAAGUCCAGAGGUAGGCUACACCCCUCCUUCUUCCCCUCCUCUUCGAACACGCAACGACCGCAACGUCUUUUCCCGGCUGACAAGCAACCAGAGUCAGGGCUCAGCGCUCGACAAGUCGGAUGACAGCGACUCCUCUCUCUCGGAGGUGCUCAGGGGUGUAAUCACUCCCACAGGUGGGCUGAAGGGGGGCAGGACGGCCCCUCUGCAGUGUGUGGCGAUGGCCGAGGGACACACCAAACCUGUGCUUUGCCUGGAUGCCACGGACGAGCUGCUAUUUACCGGCUCUAAAGAUCGAACCUGCAAGAUGUGGAACCUGGUGACUGGACAGGAAAUCGUGACCCUGAGAGGACAUCCUAACAACGUUGUGUCUGUCAAAUACUGCAGCUACUCCGGCCUGGUCUUCACUGUUUCCACCUCAUAUAUUAAAGUAUGGGACAUUCGCGAUUCUGCCAAGUGCGUCCGGACAUUCACGUCAUCGGGUCAGGUGGUCUCAGGCGAUGCCUGUGCUGGUACAACCACUCGCACCAUCACUACAGCCCAAGGCGAGUACCAGAUCAACCAGAUCUCCCUCAAUCCCUCUGGAUCUGUGCUGUAUGCCGCUGCAGGCAACACUGUCCGCACAUGGGACCUCAACAGAAUGCAGGCCACUGGGAAGCUGACUGGACACAUUGGGUCAGUCAUGUGUCUUACAGUAGGUUAUUCUGGAGGAGGCAAGGAUCAGGUGAUCACUGGAUCCAAAGACCAUUACGUGAAGAUAUUUGAUGUUGCGGAGGGAACCCAGGGUAACAUCGGACCAGCUCAUAACUUCGAGCCCCCUCAUUACGAUGGGAUUGAGUGCCUUGCUGUACAUGGCGACGUACUGUUCAGUGGAUCCCGAGACAAUGGCAUUAAGAAAUGGGAUCUGGGACAGCAGGAACUUAUUCAGCAAAUCCCAAACGCGCACAAGGAUUGGGUGUGUGCUCUGGCAUUUGUUCCUGGGCGGCCCAUGCUCCUCAGCGCCUGCAGGGGGGGAAUGCUCAAGGUGUGGAACGUGGACAACUUCACGCCCAUCGGAGAGAUUAAGGGCCAUGACAGCCCUAUCAAUGCCAUCUGCGCCAAUUCCAAACAGAUCUUUACAGCAUCCAGUGACUGUCGGGUGAAGUUGUGGAGUUAUGUCCCCGGGCUCACGCCCUGUCUGCCCCGUCGGGUCCUGGCCAUCAAGGGCCGGGCCACCAGCCUCCCCUGAGCCUCCACUAAACACCUCCUGCCUGGUUCCCUCUGUGACAUGAGAGUAAAGAUCUGGAAUCUGAAGAUGGGGAAGAAAAGGUGACGAUCCUCCAUUUGGAACGAUUGCUAUCGAUGGAGCCUUUUUGAGCUGUUGGCUAAUUGGACACCACAGCUUUAGGUGUCUGAAACCGACCUUGGUGAAGAGUCCAUGGGUCAGCCGUCUCCCUCCAGAAGGUCGGUUUCUUGGACCUGCCUUAAGGAGAUGAGACGCAACCCUUUCAACUAGAGACGAAUCCGAGGAAUAUGAUCUAAUCAUCAUAUGAGUCUGAGAUGGGCUUCUUCUGGAUGUUUUUAAGGUGCCAUUUUGAUGAUGCCGAAACUGUAUUAUCUGUACAAUGAAGUGUCCUUCUGCACUUCCUGUCUAAACGAAAACAUGUCCUUGAGACAACUUCAUCUGUAGCUGCUGAUUUUACCUCUGAAUAUUUAUCACGUCAAGAUGAAAUCGCUUCAGAGUCACUUUUUUUGUAGUUUCUAAAGAGCCAUAUGACUUUAGCUUUGACGUCGUAUCAGAAACUGAAUCAAUUUUUCUCAGUUUCCUGAAGACUGGCACCUUUUGUGUUUACUGAUGUGAGCAGAGUCAUCAUCAAUCCCAGUCCCAUGUUCCCUUGAAACAUUGUGCAAUAGUAUGGACCACCACAUUUUUCAAUGCCUUCCUCUUCAGGGGGUUUCUCUGAACGUUUCUAAUAACUAAUGGCUUCCUUAAACUCCCCUAAACCAUAGACAAACACUGUACAGCCCUCUUCCGGUACACUUCCUUUGCUUUUAAACUCGUUCGCUCCAUCCCGCUGUGAAUUUUAUGUUUUCUACCUCAGGUUUAAAAUUAGAUUUUGUGAGUUAAACCUUCACUGAUUAUGGUUUCUUGCACACGACAGGAUUCCAGCUUUUUUGUCUUUUGGAUGUGUGGAUAGAGGAGUAUUCAGAGUCUGCUGAGUGGGCAUUUUGAGAGUCUGCCCAUGUAAUAAACCCAACUCAUCAGGGGAUUGAGUUUAGUGACAUUAGCAGACAGUUUUAGGCAGAACUAGAUGUUACCUCAGGCUCAAGCAUCCGAUUGAGUGGCAACAAUCCCCUGAGGAGAGUAGGAAAGGACCCAAUUUCAUGUUGUUGGACAUAGUCCUGGUACGUCAAACAGAAGUUCAGACAAUCUAACACUGGAAUUUGGUCACAUAAUUUUUUUUCUAUAUUAUGGCUACCAUAUAACACUUUAAAACAGAAGAAUUUUUACAGAAUGCCUGGUCCAAGUUUUAUAUAUAUAUAUUUUUUUUAAGGAACAGUUCACCGAAAAAUGAAAAUUGUUCUUUACUCUAAACCUGUACUUUCUUUUUUCAACAAAAUAAGACGUUUAGCAGAUUGUUGUGGCUGCUCUUUUCCAUAAAAUCAAGGUACAUGGAGGAAGAGCUUUUGAGCACCAAAAACAACAUAAAAACAGUACUAUAUAAAAAAAUCUAAAAACAUGAAAAUAUCUUUUAAAAUGUAUUUUUUUUCAAUUAAAAUAAUCAGUUUCACCUUUCAUUCUUGUCUGUGUAUAUCCAUGUAUUUAAUUUAUCCCACAAAUCUGUCAUUUGACUUAAAAAAAAAAAAAAAAAAAUUGGAAUAUUGUGCACAAGUGGACUACUUGUAUGACUUUUUUGUUGUAAUUUUUUUUUUUUUUGCACAUUUUGGAACUUGCUUUUGCCUCAUACAUUAUCAGUAUGGAAAAGAGCAGCUGGAACAAUGUGCUAAACUUCUCCUUUGUGUUCCAAUGAAGAAAGAAAUUCAUACAGGUUUGGGACAACACAAAGUUUAGUAAAUUAUUACAGAAUAUACAUUUUCAGAUGAUCUACCCCUUUAAGACCCCAUAAUAAGAUGCAAAAUGAACAUCAGCCAUUGAUGUUUCUCCACUAUCAGACUUUUGAACAAGCAUCAAGCAUGUUGAAGACAGCAGUGUUAAAGUAGGUCAAAUUAGGCAUCGUGUUUUUCAGUCGUCCUCUGAGUUUCACUCCCUAUUAAAUGAAAUAGGAAGCAGCCUCCUCUGCAUUGGAGGAUACGGCAUGCCUGAUGGGGGAACGUGGGCGUCGCGAGCUUGUCUUGCUAGAACACAUGCAACUUUAUUUAUUUUUACGCCAUCAAUCUUGCUGUGCCACGCGCCGCUCCCUUCUCAGGCUUUCCUAGAUUUACAGUCUUUUUUAAUGAAACAUAUCUAUCACUCUUAUCUGUACAACAUUUUUUGGGUGGCCCUUGGCAAUUCACCACCUGAACGCAGCCGUGUACACGAGCCACUGUAAGGAGGAAGCUCUUAUUUCCAGACGACAGAGAUGUGGUUUAUCUGAUGAACGACCCACAGCAUGGAUAAACGCACAUCAAGUGCUGAAAGAGAGGAUUCCCAAGCUACCAAAAGAGAUUUUUAUCAAAUUUGCAAGUUACCCUUUUUGAUUGAAUACGACAUGAUGUUGCAAAGCUGCUGUCAGUCAUUUAAAGCUACUAUAGAGUGGUUAUAUAUUGCAUUUCUAAGGAUGAGUCUCUAGGCUGGAGUCAUUUGCAUAAUGUAAAGCUCAUAUACAUACAUAAAUAUUCAUAAGGAAGAAUGCAGUAGGGGCUUCCUUAACCUUUAGGGUAAUAGAUUUCUACCAGUGGUUCGCAGUGUAUACAGUAGACAGAGUCAAUUUGUCAGUAGACAAAGUGUGUACUGUACCUUCAUUAAGCCAGUAUGUCAUCCUCAUUAAGAUUAUAUUUGGGUUUAUGAUUAUAGAAUGUAUUAACAAUAUAGGGCGUUUUUUGACCAAAUGAUCCAUUUUUGUCUUUUGAAACAGUCGUACACUCGUAAAAAGAAAUGGGUUUUGGAUCUUUUCUUGUGAAGUCUUUUAAAAUAAGGUGCCAAAUUUAUUAAAUAAUGAUAAGAGCGUCUACUUCAAUGAACAUUUGUUUUCAAAACUGAAAAAUGCUGCUUUAUACCAUCUUGCAUCUUUUUUUUUCUUUAUGUGCGUCUGUGUGUUUUGUUCUUAAAGGGAGAUCAAAAUAUACAGCGUCAAACGUGUUGCCAAAGUUUGAUUUAAAUAAUCACUUGCACAUUUCUUCCGUCCUACAUUCCCCCCCUUUGGAUCACUUUGCAAAAUUGUAAGUUCAUACUGGUGUUUUGUUUAUACGAAACAAACAACAGUCCUCAUUCGAAAAAUGAGUUGCAGUGCAGUUGCAUAAUGCAACAAUUUACGCAAAUUAUUUUCCGUACAGUUUCUACAACAGUUCGUUUCAAUGAAUGAGGUUCAGAGAUCAUGUGUUUUACGGUAUGCUCUUCUAAUAAUGCAUACAUACACAGGGUCAACCUUUUUUAAUAAGUGCCCCUCAUUAGUGAGAUUACGAAGGACUGUGCGUCUAUAACUCAUUUCAUUUUAGAAAUGAAAAAGCAUUGUUUGUUUUGAAUAGCAUUUUUGGUACAAUUGUAAUAUUCUUGGGAAGAGAGCUUGUCAAAAUGUGCUUGGUAUUGCUAGGACUUAAAGACUGUGAAAUUGGUUUGUGAAUUCAGUUCCAUAAUAACACUGAUAAUUUCAGCCUCUCGGUUAUUUCUCCAUUGUGACUGAAAGCACAUUGGUUUACAAGACUACAUCUGCGAUUGACAGUUGCAACCUUAAAUACACCUUAAACCGAUGCUUUUUACAGCCAUGCCAGUCAGUGGCCUGCAAUUCCUGGUGCUCAGCUUCAAGUCACUCUUUAGCAGGCUUAACUUUCAAUGUACAGUAUCUGAAGAUUCUGGGGUUAAUCUUUCUUACGCAUUCAGCUUCACAGCAGUAGUUUACCAGUGGUACGUUUAGUGUUGUAGCUUUACGGUGCUUAUAUUUUGUAUUCUAGGCCUGUGAUGCAUGGCAUUGACAUGCUGUAUAAGCUUUCUGCAUCUGUAUAGAAUCUCAAACUAAAGCUUUUCUCUACAGGGGAGAUUGUUGACACCUGUUUACUGAUCAGCAUAGUGCUAACUUGUGGCUUUGUCCCCCUGUGAUGCCAAAGGUAAGCAGGUUGGCACUGUUGCCCCAGCUGCCUUACGCCCCUCUCUGUCUCUCCCGGCUUGAAGCGCAGGGCCGCUCUGCAAUACGCCUUACGCCUUACCUCGCUUUCAGCGUGUGGAACAUCAUGCCAUUGCAAAACGCUGCUGUUAAAUCCCUUUUUUUGGGAAAAAACAAAUGAGUUUCAAUGGGGUGCUUUCUAGUUACCUGGCAACCCAGGUAGGCAAUUAAUACGCAGAUUAGAAAAGACAUUUAAGUAAUAGAGAAAAAGAGGCUGAAAUUAAAGGCUUGACAGAACAAUCAGUCAUUUUAGAGCCGUUCUGCUGUAACCAAGUUGAGCUGACAAUUUAUUGAUCUCCAGGAGCAAGGUGAAAUGCAGCGGGGCAUAUAUUAUAUAUAUAUAUAUAUAUAUAUAUAUAUAUGUAUGUAUAUAAUAUGUAUGUGUAUGUGUGUGUGUAUAUAUAUAUGUGUGUAUGUAUGUGUAUAUAUAUGUACGUGUAUAUAUACACACACACACACACACACCAACAAAAAGGUUACAGGUGCCUUUUAUCGCAUUGACUCCUCCCAAGGAAUGUAAAUGAUUGUACAGAGUUUCAUUCCUUUUGUUAUACAUGCAUGCAACCAAACUUGAUGUAAAAUAUGUGACUGUAAAUACUGUACAGAUUUUAUUUAAUGAUGGUUCAAGCACUCCUUCAGAGAAAUAAAAAAAAAAAAAAAAAUCUUUGGUUUGUUUUCGUUUCAUUUUCACCCAUGGCAGUAGUUAAUUCUCAGUGUUCUUGUGAUGUUUUCUUGCUGUUUAUCUCUCAGAUAGAAUUACGGUUGAGUUCCUUCCUGUUUCCUCUCUGUGAUGACCCUGAAGAUAUGAUCUGUCCGUAUAGAAUCACCAGCUU
Molecule: messenger RNA, 10305 nt
Organism: Onychostoma macrolepis
Lineage: Eukaryota; Metazoa; Chordata; Actinopteri; Cypriniformes; Cyprinidae
Gene: kif21b
Product: kinesin family member 21B
Exons: 36
Coding region: 361-5403 (1680 amino acids)
Biological process (GO): microtubule-based movement; mitotic spindle organization
Molecular function (GO): microtubule motor activity; ATP binding; microtubule binding
Source: RefSeq, a predicted model, not a curated record